UUCACUCCAGCAGGACGUCUCAGAGCAGGACGCACUCUGUUAGGACAAGAACUUAACACCAAAAUCUGGACCUUUACAAACUCCAUUUGGGAGCUGGGUUUCAAAUGAGCCCCUUCUGCUUUUUGUCUUCUCUUUGAUGCUUUUCUAAGGCAGCUUGACAGAAAAGUUGUGACAGAUUUAGAAAGCAGCAAAAAAGGAGUCCAGAAAGAGCUUUGCCCUGAAGGUUUCAGAGGAAGAAACAGGAGGCAGAUAAGGAGGCAGCAAUAAUCUGAGGGAGUGAAGAGCACAGCUGUUAUGUGAAGAGAAGGAAAAAUACUGAUAAAGAAAGCCAGGAGGUGCACAAGUGUGAAGGGCAAAGAGAGGAGACUGACGAGAACAAACCAAGGCUGGAGAGAAGAUAAAUAUAAUAGAAAGACAGACCCUGAGGAAUAAUUCGAGGCUGAGAAGGACACAAAGUGAAGACAAAACUUAAACAGAGGCGGUUUAAAGACACCUGAUGCCAAAAUUAGCAGCAAGAAUGGAAGCGAGGCAAGACCAGAGGAGAGGCUUCCUCUGAACACACGAGGAGCUGAGCUUGGCCCGAGGAAGAGGAGAGGAUUUCCUCAUCAUGAUUUAUUCAGCUGAUUUCCCAAAUUCCAACAACCUUCGCCGGAAGAGCAACUUCGUCCCAGGAUAGAAUGAAGACAGGAGCCAAGAGAUACCUGACGAAUCUGUGAGACCUUCCUCUUCACCUUGGACUUCCUCCACCUUCCUCUCCAUCCUCCUCCUCCGUCUUAAAUCCACUCCUCCUCUGUCCUGAGAUCUCCUCUCCUCCCCUCUCCAUCUCCUCACUAUGUGGAUACCAGCUGUGCUCCUAUGGAUGCUUAAUAUCAGCAGUUUGUGCUCAGGACAAGACUAUACAGACUAUUACCAAACCGGAGACAUGGGCACACAGGCUCCGGUGCUGUCAGAUGAUCAGCCCAGUUUGGACACAGUAACAAGUGUGGAUCAGCUGCUGCAGCUUCUAUACCCUGAAUAUAGUUUGAUUCAGCGCUGCAUGAGGAAAAAAUCCUGGCACACGUCAUCCUCACCCUCUUCCCCGUCUUUUUCCACCUCCUCGGCGAGCCCUUUAGUCCACUCCAACAAUGAUGAUCUGUGGGUCAAGCUGAGGGAGGAGGCUCUUUACAAAGUGGAUGGGACUUUGGGAGUCAUCCUCGAGGAGAUCCAGCGAACUUCGUGCCAGCCCAGAGAGGUCUGUGUCGAGGUCGCCAAAGAAUACCCAGAAUCCACCAGUCAGUUCUACCUCCCUCGCUGUGUGGCGCUGCAUCGCUGCGGUGGAUGCUGCACCAACGAGGCCUUUUACUGCACCAACACAAGUCACACGCUUGUCAACAAGACGCUGAUGGAGCUGUCCCCACCCAGGAUGGAUCGCUCUGUCGUCAUGGUGACUUUCAUCAACCACACUUCGUGCGAAUGCCUGUCCAAGCGGCCGCUCCACUCCAUCAUCAGACGAGCAGCAACAGAUCACCUGUGUUCGCCUCCUGAUCUGCCCUGCGCCUCGGGGUCAUUUUGGGAUCCAGUGAACUGUGUGUGCGUCUCCACAGACACCAUUAACUACUCUGACAGAGAAACAGAGGUGCUCGACUCAGGCCUCCUGGCUCUUUGUGGGCCCAACAGGGUUCUGGAGGACUCGACCUGCGAGUGCGUCUGUCAAAACGGACUCACCGAAGCCAGCUGUGAUCCAGGCUGGAAACUGGACCACAACACCUGUGAAUGCCAGUGUGAAGGCCCAGCUGACGGGAAGUUUUGCCCUGCUGGCCAGCGGUGGGAUGACGAGCUGUGUGGCUGCGUUUGCACUGCAGACUGUCCUGGAAAUCAGCCGCUGAACCCCGACACCUGCCAGUGUCAGUGCAGGGAAACUCCAGAGUCAUGUCUUCGGCAGGGCAAGAGGUUCAACCGCAACACCUGCAGCUGUUACAGGUUGCCUUGCAGAAAGCCCAGACGGGUUUGCCAGACCGGGUUCUACUACAGCCACCAAGUUUGUCAGUGCAUCCCCAACCACAUGAGGCCCGAGUGGAAUUAAACCAAACGUUGGCAGAGGAGCAGUACUGCAGAUGCUGCCAUCGCCCUUUGACCUCAACAUUUUUAGCCUAAAAACAAAGGAGCAAGGCGGUGAGAGGGCCUCUUGACAAGAGGGCAGGGCUGGAACUACAUAUUUACACUUGGAGCUUUAGUAACAGCAUCUUAGCUGUUCCCAAAAUGCCAGGGAAGAUGAGAGACAACAAAAACACCAAAAAAUGCAGUAAAACCAGUGGAAAGAAGAGGAAAUGAGAAGAUAUUUGACUCUCUGGGACUCUUGUGUGACAGUAGUGGCCUUUUCCUUUUGUUAAUAUCACACUCCCCCACUGGGACGCUACCUGAAAGCCUGACAGGAAAUCUGCAUGGACCAGUCAUCCGCUGAGCCAACGUUCAUCCUGGCAGCAACGUGUUCGAGCAAGAAAACCAACCUGAGAGGCUCGUGCCUGUGUGAAAUGGAAAGUGGAAUAAGAUAAUAACAGAGCAGACUAAAAAGAAUAAAACAAAAAUAAACAAGCUUCAGGCAACUUCAUGCUUUGGCAGCCUUGCUAGAUAUUUGAGAGGCUGAAGGAAUGAUUUCGCAGAAGUCAUGUGAUGUGAUAUUUCCUGCAUGUUGCUGAGGCCUUUUAUUUCCUCCUUUGAGUUGAGGUGAAUCUUUUCCCAACACCUGACUGCAUCUCUUGCAUCUUCACCAACAGAGACUCAAUUUUUAUUAUUUACGCUGAUGAUAAAACUGUAUUUUUACAAAAAAAUCUGGCAGUUUCCCUUAGUUUAUCCUUUUUUUCCAGGAAGUUAGAGAUUUACUGCCAGACUUUGUUCGAUAGCACACUAAUUUAAACACUCCCAAUAGUUAUUACAUCUUCCAGUUUCUACUUGCCUCUACUGCAGUGCUGUUCUUUGAAGUUUUCCCUCAUACCCGGCUGAAUCCAGCCACGACUGACGUUAACAUUUGGGUACCAUUCUGGGUCUUCCACUAAUUUAACUCUACAUGCUCUAAGUAAUAUUAUUUGUAUAUAUUUAAUUUGUUUCAUAUUUAAAACAGUGAAAGUUUGAAGAUGGAAUCAUGUGUCAUUGUAAAAUACCGUAUUUAAGUCACUAUCACAACUAAAUAUUGUUUUGGAGCAAAACUAUUUACAUGUCUUUGUACUCAAGCAGUUUUAAUUACUAUGGAAAAUUAUGUUUUUGAUUGUCUGUUUUGCCUGAACUGCAAAAUAUUCAUUUUGACGAGUCAUUUAGACGCCUUUACAGCGGUCUAAAAAACCACAUUAAAUGUUAAAAUGAAGAUUUACUGCAGUGUAGAUGAUUGUAGUGUUCGUGCUUUCAGGAUGUAGAGCAAAACUGAAAUUCUCCCAUCGUGCUUAAAUAUUUAAAGUAGUUUUGAAGUGCUGAUUAAAAGGCUUGUCAGACUGCUA
This is a messenger RNA of Amphiprion ocellaris (clown anemonefish), 3467 nucleotides long. RefSeq names its product vascular endothelial growth factor C-like. The coding region runs from base 833 to 2062 and encodes 409 amino acids. Gene Ontology annotation, biological process: vascular endothelial growth factor signaling pathway; positive regulation of angiogenesis; induction of positive chemotaxis. The transcript is spliced from 8 exons. Gene Ontology annotation, molecular function: chemoattractant activity; vascular endothelial growth factor receptor 3 binding; growth factor activity. The record is from RefSeq and is a predicted model, not a curated record. Gene Ontology annotation, cellular component: membrane. Lineage: Eukaryota; Metazoa; Chordata; Actinopteri; Pomacentridae.